AUGCCUAGCUAUGCGAAAUUUAUAAAAGAAAUACUCACAAAUAAGAAGAAGCUGGAAGAUUUGGGGACAGUGAUGCUUAAUGAAGAAUGCAGUGUCAUCUUACAGAAUAAGCUACCACCUAAACUAAAGGACCCAGGAAGUUUUACUAUCCCUUGCACUAUUGGUAACAUGAAAUUUGAUAAAGCUCUCUAUGAUUUAAGUGCUAGUAUUAACCUCAUGCCUUAUUCUAUUUUCAGGAAAUUAAACUUAGGAGAGGCGAAGGCAACAUCGAUCUCAUUGCAGUUGGCAGACAGUGCUAUCAAGUAUCCUACAGAAUCAGAUAGUUGUUUGCGCAUUGAUAUGGUGGAUUUGACUGUGGAAGAGACUUUCAUUCUUGAGCAUCCUCAAGACCACUUGGAGAAUCUUCUUGUGUACUCACGAGAUAAAACAUCAACAGUUGAAGUGAUAAGUCAGAUCACUUACAUUAUGAAAUCUGCUCCACCCAUCAGGAGAAGACAGUUUGAGGAGCUUGGUUCAGGACCAAGUAAACCACUACCUUCUGUUCAGAAAGCACCAAUUCUUGAGCUCAAGCAAUUGCCAUCACAUCUGAGGUAUGCAUAUCUAGGAGAGUCGUCUACACUCCCAGUGAUUAUUGCAAAUGAGAUGACAGAGUUAAAAGAGCAGAGAUUACUCAGGGUCUUGAGGAAACACAAAAUAGCCAUUGGGUAG
Messenger RNA from Olea europaea var. sylvestris, 708 nucleotides. RefSeq lists its product as uncharacterized. The record is from RefSeq and is a predicted model, not a curated record. The transcript is spliced from 2 exons. Lineage: Eukaryota; Viridiplantae; Streptophyta; Magnoliopsida; Lamiales; Oleaceae. The coding region runs from base 1 to 708 and encodes 235 amino acids.